Messenger RNA from Bipolaris oryzae ATCC 44560, 2109 nucleotides. RefSeq lists its product as uncharacterized. The transcript is spliced from 2 exons. Gene Ontology annotation, cellular component: preribosome, small subunit precursor; 90S preribosome; nucleolus. Bases 1 to 2109 code for a protein of 702 amino acids. Gene Ontology annotation, biological process: endonucleolytic cleavage in 5'-ETS of tricistronic rRNA transcript (SSU-rRNA, 5.8S rRNA, LSU-rRNA); endonucleolytic cleavage to generate mature 5'-end of SSU-rRNA from (SSU-rRNA, 5.8S rRNA, LSU-rRNA); ribosomal small subunit export from nucleus. NCBI's taxonomy places the organism in Eukaryota, Fungi, Ascomycota, Dothideomycetes, Pleosporales, Pleosporaceae. The record is from RefSeq and is a predicted model, not a curated record. Gene Ontology annotation, molecular function: RNA binding.
AUGCCCAAGGAACACAAGAAGCGCGGUCGCCGCGAGGAACAGAAAAAGCGCAAGAGGGACGCCGACGACGAUGCCAGCUCCAAGCGCCCCAAGCAUGAAGAUUCUGAUCUGCUCCAUGUCCAAGAUUCAGUCCAGGAACUCGCUAAUGGCCAAAUCAACCGCCCCAACGAGUCGCCUUUUUACGGAAUGCUCGACGAGCAGGAGCAGGAGUACUUCAAAAAGGCCGAUGAGAUGCUCGAGUUGAACCAGUUCGAGAGCACAGAGGACCGUGAUAUCUUCCUGGCCAGUGUGUGGAAAGAGGCAGACGGCAAGGAAUUGAAAAUUGCCAACGGCCAGUCCUCGCGCUUACUUGAGCGCCUGAUCCUCCUAUCCUCACCAGACCAAUUGAAAAGUCUGUUCCAGAAAUUCAGCGGACAUUUUCUCAACCUCGUCCAGAACCGUUUUGCCUCCCACUGCUGCGAAACACUCUUUAUAAAAGCCGCCCCCAUCGUUACGGAAGAGACCGUUAAAGCGGAACCUCUGCAGACCCCACCCGCCUCCGAUCCCGACGAAGUCGUUGUCUCGAUGGAAAAUCUCUUUCUCUUUACACUCGGCGAGCUCGAGGGAUAUAUGGGUUUUUUGAUGACGGACAAGUACGCCUCUCAUGUACUCCGGGUGUUGCUUAUAAUUCUUUCGGGUGCGCCGCUGGAGAAACAGACCAAGUCUGUUACGCAGAGCAAGAAGAAGGAAAAGAUUACUGUUUCUGGCGCGGAAAAGGGUCAGGAGCGUGUCUUGGAGGAGAGGGUUAUUCCCCAGUCUUUCCUGGAUGCCCUGGAAAAGGUUAUUAGCGAUAGUGUCUCCGGCAUAGAGUCGCAUUAUCUUCGCUCACUCACCACACAUCCACUCGGUGGCCCAACCCUGCAACUACUUCUCAAGCUGGAACUGGCGCAUUUUGGAAAGUCUCGAGCCAAGAACGAAAAGUCCAUCAUUCACCGACUGCUUCCUGACAACCCCAUUGCCGAAGGAACUGAAAGCGCCAUCCUCAUCAAUGGUCUAGUAUAUGACGCGGUAGGAUCCCGCCUAUUGGAAACAAUUAUCGAGAAUGCGCCGGGUAAAGUGUUCAAGUCCAUCUAUGGAGAAUUCUUCAAAGAGCGCAUGGGCAACUUGUCACGCAAUGAAAUCGCGGGAUACGUGGUAGGUAAGAUCCUCGAGCGGCUCGGCAAAGACGACCUAGAAGAAGCCAUGCGCCAAAUUGUCGACCAGAUUCCCAGCCUAGUCGAACGCAACCGAACCGCUGUCAUCAAAGUGCUCAUUGAGCGCUGUGUGGCACGUGAAGUUGACUGCGCACCCAUCAAGGCACAACUCGAGGCUGCUUAUGCUGGUUCCAACGGCUUUGAAGUCACCCGCAUCCUUCGGCUAAAUGAAGAAGAGGGAAAACUACGUGCCAGGCAUGUUCCGUCACCGGAAAAGGUUCAUGGAUCUUUGCUGGCACAAACCAUGAUGACCGUUGACGGACCCCUUGGUCACCUUGUGUUUGACUCUCUUGCCAACUUGUCUCCUGAGCUUGCCACUCAGCUGGCUCGCGACCCGACAGCGUCCAGGACACUUCAAGCAGCAUUAAUGUCAGAGAACGCGUCUGUCAUCUUCCGCCGUAAGAUGAUCCAACUAUUUUACGGUAAGAUCGGUGAGCUUGCACUCGACCCAGCAGCGUCGCACGUCAUCGACGCAAUCUGGCAGGGCACAGCUGGUCUGGCUUUCAUCCGCGAACGCAUCGCCGAGGAGCUGGCAGAAAACGAGAGUUCUCUGCGUGAAUCUCAUGUAGGUCGUGCCGUCUGGCGAAACUGGCGCAUGGAUCUCUACAAGCGCAGACGUAACGAUUGGGUCACACAAUCCCGCUACACAGCUGGCAAUCAAGGCUUCCAGUCCUUCCCAGAGGGUACUAGUGAUGCGCCUCAAAAUCCUAAGGCGGGCAAGAAGCUGACGGCUAUUGAGCUGGCAAGGCAGAAGCAUGCAGCUGCAAAGGCUGCACAAGGAAAAGACGGCAAAAAGUCCAAGAAGGGAAGCCAAGCUACAAAUGGUAGCGUGGGCAGCGGGAGUAGCAGCAAAGGCAAGAGUGUUGCAGCACAAUGA